AUGUUGAUGACGACGUCGACAACGGUGAGACGCGUUGCUCUGUGCUCCAUGACAGCGAGGCUACUGCUUCUGACGCCGCUACUCCUGCUCAGGGCCAAUCCUAUGCGAGGUCAGGCAUUAGCACCUGAACUACCCGAGGAAUACCAGCGAAAAAAAUACGGGCCUCUCUUCCAGGGUGUAAAUCUCUGCGCAUAUAAAGAGGUUCCUCAGCCAAGCGGAGAAAACCUCAUGGCAUGGAUUUGUGGCCCGGUAGACGGAAAGAACGCAAUAAUCAAAUACGACUGCUGCCCCGGCUACAAAAGAACUCCCAUAGUAAAUAACGAAUGUGUUGAAAAGAAUCCCACGUACAUGCCCAUAAUUCCAACGCUAGCAGAAAUGAAUAAGGUGGAAACUGCUGACAUUCUCCACAAGGUUGAGUCAGCCUUGGACAAGGAUGGAAGGGACUUCACAGUCUUCGUACCAGAACAGGAUUCCUCCUUACAGACUGUUCUAGAGCGUGACAUUAGUAAUCUCAUUAUCGACGGUCGCCACUAUUCCGGUGAAUUCACAAAUGGUGCAAAUAUUGUUACCGAGAGCGGUUAUCCGUUAAAAGUCUCCACCUACCGCAAUGGGCUAGUCUUUGUGGAAUGUCAACUCCUCACAAAACCGGACUAUGAAACCUCAAACGGUCUCAUCCACGUAACUGGCGGACCCAUUGAUGCGUCGAACAGGUACAGUUCAGUAAUUCAAAGGCUCGAAGCUGACCCGGAUCUAUCGGCAUUUACUGCUGAUAUUCCCACCGAUCUUCGUAGUCAACUUGGUGCUGCUAACAGCAUGGAGAGGUAUACAGUGUUUGCACCUACCAACAGUGCUUGGCAAGUUGCCAAACGGGGUGUCAAUGGCCCACAGGGAGUUGCUAAUCUCGUGAAGCAACACAUGCACGAUGGACUAGUAUGUGGUCAGUCAUUGGACGACCAGCUGAGGUUGCUGGGUCCUUCAAAGUCGAAUACGUUCGUUCGUGGUAUGCAGCAGCCUGAUGGAUCAAGAGUGCUGAAGGAUUCGUGCGGAGCUAAAACUACCUUCCAAAAAAUGGAUAUGAUGGCAGGGAAUGGAGUUGUUCAUAAAAUCGACAAUGCUCUAAGAAGUCCUGCAUCGAUGGAUUUCCGCAGUGCUCUGGAUUGUCUUGCUAGUGGUCUGGACCCGGAGUUGAGUCAGGGGGCUCGUGAAAUGGCUGCUUGCGCCAUCGACGUCCAGCCGAGUGACGAUGUUGUUGUCCUUCUCCCAACACCAGAGGCACUUCGCUCAACAGGAGGUUUGGACAAAUGCUCGCUUUACCAGAAUCAUGUCCUCACCUCACAAGAUUGCAAGAUGAAGAAUGGACAUGGAAUAGGCACGCCUCAAGAGUGCCUCUAUACCACAAAGUAUACUACUUCGGAUGGUCGCCAUCCCACUGUAGCCAAUCAGUACAUCCGCACAAGGGACGGCAGCCGGUUGCACUUUGGAAAAGCGGAGACCACCGGUCUGAAGCCAAUACCAUUUAGAGGCGGUGUUAUCUACCCAGUUUCAUCAGUCAACCCACCUCCGAUCAAAACGAUGAUGGAGAUAAUUAGGGACGAUCGCGAACUCAGUGAUACAUAUGAAAAGAUGCAACGUGCAGACUUCGGCAGCAUUCUCAAUCGAAAUUCCCCGAAUGUUGUUUUCUUUGCGCCUCAGAAUCAUGGGUGGAAAACUAGAGACAAGGAGAAUGCUUAUAGACCAGGCCAGUUGCGAAAGCUCUUUGAAAUGCAUACCCUGCCACAUCAAUUAAUCACUGGUAAAGACGGGAACGUUGAAUCAGAGACUAUACAGAACGUUAAAUCACUCUCGGGAACGGAUAUAAAGAUCAAACGAAAUUUGGAUGGCAAUACCUUCAUCGGCUACGACGGUCUUGAUCCAAGCCACUGGGCGCUGGCUAUCGGAGACCCAAUACUCGCCAGCGAUGGAGUCAUCUCGGUUGUAGACUGGCCUCUUGUCUGUAACAACUGCUAA
Molecule: messenger RNA, 2007 nt
Organism: Echinococcus granulosus
Lineage: Eukaryota; Metazoa; Platyhelminthes; Cestoda; Cyclophyllidea; Taeniidae
Product: Transforming growth factor-beta-induced protein ig-h3
Exons: 12
Coding region: 1-2007 (668 amino acids)
Biological process (GO): extracellular matrix organization; cell adhesion
Cellular component (GO): extracellular matrix
Molecular function (GO): cell adhesion molecule binding
Source: RefSeq, a predicted model, not a curated record